UGUUCCGAGCGGCGCAGAAAAGCGACGAGAGGGGGCGGGGUCUGGAGACCUCCUCCAUCCUCGGGCCGAGACCGGAGGGAUGUUCCCUGCUCAGGAGGAGGCCGACAGGACGGUGUUUGUGGGGAAUUUAGAGGCCCGAGUAAGGGAGGAGAUUCUUUACGAGCUAUUCCUUCAGGCUGGGCCAUUAACCAAAGUGACUAUAUGCAAAGACAGAGAAGGAAAGCCGAAGACUUUUGGAUUUGUCUGCUUUAAACACCCUGAAUCGGUGUCUUAUGCCAUAGCUUUGCUGAAUGGAAUUCGUUUAUAUGGAAGACCAAUUAAUGUACAGUAUCGAUUUGGGAGCUCUCGCUCUUCUGAACCAGCUAACCAAAGUUUUGAGAGCUGUGUUAAGAUAAAUUCACACAGCUACAGAAAUGAAGAAGUUGUGGGCAGAUCUUCCAUUCCCAUGCAGUUCUUUCCAGUUAAUAGUGCAGCUUUACCUCAAGAAUAUUUUUUCUUUCAGAAGAUGCAGUGGCCUGCCUGUAAUCCAGCCCUGCAGCUGCCAUACUAUGAGAUGGCAGCACCGCUUCCUAACAGCACAUCUGCAACGUCUUCACUGAACUGUGCUCCAGAUCUGGAGGCUGGACCCAGCUCCUACGAAUGGACUCACCAACAACCCAGUGACCCUGACCUGUAUCAGACGAAUAAACGAAAGAGGCAAAAACAAACCAGUGACAGUGAUAGUAGCACAGAAAACAAGAGAGGAAAUGAAUACAGCCAAAAGUUCCAAAAGUGUAAGAAAAAGAAAAGAUAUUAGCAUUAUGUUCACAUGAAAUUUGUCUAUCCUGGUCUUCAUUUUCUUAGAAAAAAAACAACAACCUAUAUUCUUCUAAAUGACCAAUUUCUUGUGUUUUUUUGAAAUAUAUACUAUGACAUCUGAUUUGCUAUUUCAUUUUUGUCUUGAAUGACAAAAACUUAUAAAUAAUACAGUGUAGUACUUUUUGUAACAGUAUUUUUGACACAUUGUCAACAAGAAAUAUGAGUUGUUAUAUUUUAGUACUGAUGAUGAAACUGCACGAAAUGAUGAAUCAGAAGUCACUCACUGAGCCCUUGUGGAUAAGGCCCCCUCCUCUCCUAGACUGUUGCCUGCAUGGAGUGGUGGGUUUGGGCAACUGUUAGGAGUCUCGUGUUGUUCCUAACAAAGAGGGAAAAGCAGGCAUUAGUUUCCUUUGUGAAUAACAUUUUAUUUUUUAAGUCUGUAUAUGUUCCUUCUGAGCCUUACUUUCCUACAGGUUUAUUUCAUAAAAUGAGAAUAUCUGACAGUGAUACCAAAGGAAAGAUGACUAUGAUGGGACUAGUUUUUAGAUCGUUCCUUUUUUAUAUAAGUGUAUUUAAACAAAUACCUAUGUGGUUACUUCUCACUUAAUUGUAGUUCGUGAAAAUGAGUUGUGGCUCUGACAGUAUUUAUUAUGCACCUCUUUUGCCAACUGGGUUUGAGAUAGUAUAUUUGACAUACUUCAAUCUUGAUAAUGAACAAUAAAUAGAAUGAUAUUUCAUUAAUAUAUGGUACUUAAUAUUUAUUCUUAAAUCAGGUUUCUUAUUUCUGGUUCAUUUAUUUUUAGAAGACAAAUAGAGUACAUGUAAAAUUCAUGGUUUAUUUGGACACUUUGUAAACUUUGUGGCUCAUCAUAAGCAUACACGAUGCUACGUAUGAACUACAGUGGCAUAAUGAUGACAGUAUUUAUUUACUAAGGCUAAGUAAGAGAAUCCUGCAACUGUGAUUGAGGGGUACCCACCCACUUCAAUAGGAAAAGCCAUGCUUAUAGAUAUCUCUUUUGCAGGUUGCAUAGCACUUUAUAGAUCUUUAUUUAAAAUAAUAAAGAUUUUUUUAGCAAAAUGAGUAAUUGAAUUUAACUUUUGAUUAUAAAUACACAGUGCAGUAGAGUUUUGAAUAUAAAUAUUAAUCAUUUCCAUCUGAUGAAAUGAAAACUUAAAUACUGCUUGAUAUAGCUUGAUCUGUAUAUGUUGUAUGCUCCUGAAUAAUCAGACUACUUUCUUUUUGUCUUCACAUUUUUGCAAUUUAAAACAUCUUCAACUCUUAUACCUAUAGUUCACCUUCGCCCUACAAUAUUUCAUAGUGAUUGACAUUAUAGAAAAUAUGUACCUAAGAAAUGUCUCUUAGCAAGUAAGAGUGUAUAUUUGUAAGAGAAUUACCUUGAAAUACUGUUACAUGAACCGAAAUCUUAGAACUGCGAGGAAUUCUUGCAACUUCUUCCAUCACAGGCAGGAAUAACCCCAAUAGCAACUUUAGAAAGUCAGCCAAUUUGAGCCAACCAGAAGAAAGCAAAGACACCUAUUUGCCCUUGCUGUGUUUAAUUUUUUUAAAAAUAGAAAACUUUCCUUAAAAUGUUACUAUAAUCUACAGUUCUGUAUAAUUUUAAACCAUCAGUUUUCCCAGUGCUGUUUCUUUGAGUUAAAAAUUCUAUAAAUUAUUUGCCUUAG
Molecule: messenger RNA, 2481 nt
Organism: Lutra lutra (Eurasian river otter)
Lineage: Eukaryota; Metazoa; Chordata; Mammalia; Carnivora; Mustelidae
Gene: RBM11
Product: RNA binding motif protein 11
Exons: 5
Coding region: 80-796 (238 amino acids)
Biological process (GO): regulation of alternative mRNA splicing, via spliceosome
Cellular component (GO): nucleus
Molecular function (GO): single-stranded RNA binding
Source: RefSeq, a predicted model, not a curated record